Messenger RNA from Papilio machaon (common yellow swallowtail), 2065 nucleotides. RefSeq names its product solute carrier family 28 member 3 (gene CNT2). Gene Ontology annotation, biological process: nucleoside transmembrane transport. Gene Ontology annotation, molecular function: nucleoside:sodium symporter activity. The transcript is spliced from 16 exons. Lineage: Eukaryota; Metazoa; Arthropoda; Insecta; Lepidoptera; Papilionidae. The record is from RefSeq and is a predicted model, not a curated record. Gene Ontology annotation, cellular component: membrane. The coding region runs from base 230 to 2005 and encodes 591 amino acids.
UACACCGCGUCAAGCGAAGGCGAAUAGACGUAACGAUUUCGCGCCAUUCUUCCGACGUGUGACGUGUUAUCCUAAAAACUUAUUUAAAUACAAAACAAAUAUUGCGAUGACUUAAUCGAAGACUCAAUAGAUAUAAAAUGAUUUGUGAACAGUCUAAAACUGAAAUAUCUAUUAGAAAAACUGACUUGCAAAGCUGAUGAUUAAUUAAAAGCUCAAACAAAUUAGAAAAAUGAAUAAAACGGAAACAGCACAAAGACGAAGUAAUGGUACAUCAGAUGGAACCUGCGUCGAAAUGGACGAAAUGCAGAAAAAAGAGGAAGCAGAACAGAAUGGAGAGAUAGUUGACGAGAAGUUGGAGUAUGAGCCGAGCGGGUGGUUCGAGCUGACGCUGAGUAAGGCCGGCAACUCCACUGAGGACUUCCUUAAGAAGAAUAGCUCCGCUAUGAAGACGAUAGCCAUCUUUGUGUUAAAUGGCCUCGUUAUUGGCUUCUUUUUCGGAUGUCUAUAUUACUGGAUGAAUUAUAGCAACAAGCCUUUAGAGCUUUGCCAUGGAUUCGGAAGUUUGAUAGCCUUCCUCAGUAUAGUUUACUUCUUCGUGAUUUACUUCCUCGUGGUGAAGCGGUACAUCGGCGAGUGGUUCGAGAAGACAGUAUGGACAAGAGUCGAGACGACAGCUUAUUGUCUAUGGAAAAUGAUAUGGUUCCGCUGGUGUUUCUCUGUAGGCGUCCUAGCCGCGAUCGGCGUCUUCCUCUACUUUGACACGAGAGACGCACCCGAAAGACUGAUCUCACUACUUGGUCUCUUCGUUCUAUUACUAUUAGGUUUUGUAUUCUCUGCUCACCCCGGGCGCAUAAAAUGGCGCACGGUGAGCAUGGGCCUGCUAAUACAGUUCAUAUUCGGCCUGAUCUUCAUCAGAUGGGACGCCGGCCGGCUCGCCCUGCAGUGCUUCUCCGAUAAGGUGGCCACUUUCCUGUCUUACGGUGUAGAAGGUGCGGCGUUCGUGUUCGGCGAUUUUCUAGUCAGAACUGAAGGUGUCUUUGCUUUUAGUACGUUGCCGGUGAUCUUUUUCUUCAGCAUGCUGGUGGAGGUGCUGUUCUUCUGGGGUGCGUUGCAGUGGUUCUGUCUGAAGCUGGGCCACGUGCUGCGCUCUCUCACCUCCACCACAGUCUGCGAGAGCGUCAUCGCCGUCGCUAACGUCUUCCUCGGACAGUCGGAAUCGGUGUUGAUAAUCAAGCCGUACCUCGCCCUGCUCACCCCCUCCGAGUUACACGUCGUUAUGUCUUCAGGCUUUGCAACGGUAUCAGGUACGAUCCUGGCAGCGUACAUAGCAUUCGGUGCAGAACCGGCGCAUCUUGUGACAGCGAGCGUGAUGUCAGCGCCCGCAGCGCUCUGCUACGCCAAGCUCAUGAUGCCGGAGACGCGCCGCUCGCGCACCGCCGUACACAACCUGCAGCCCGUUCAAAUUGAGGACCAAUCAGCACUAUCAGCUGCGACGCGUGGAGCGACCAACGGCAUAUCGCUCAUUAUGAAUAUCAUCGCUAACUUGGUGGCCUUCGUGGCGGUGAUCGCCUUCCUCAACGGCGUGCUCGGCUACUGCGGCGGUCUUCUCGGCAACCCGGAUAUCAACCUCGAGUGGAUCUUCGGCAAGAUCUUUAUACCGCUCUGCUGGCUCAUGGGCGUGCCGUGGGAGGAAUGCGAGCACGUUGGCACACUGGUGGGUCUCAAGACGGUGGUCAACGAGUUCGUCGCCUACCAGCGCAUGGGCGAGAUGAAGAACCAGGGAUUACUUUCGUCUCGUGGUGAACUGAUCGCAACAUACGCGCUGUGCGGCUUCACCAACCCGGCGUCGGCGGGCAUCAUGAUCGGCGCCAUCUCCGCCAUGGCGCCUGCGCAACGAGAAACUCUCUCCAGUGUGGCAGUGCGAGCGUUUUUCAGUGGUUGCGGAAUCUGUUUUAUGACGGCUUGCAUAGCAGGUCUGCUGAUGCCGGAAGGAUCUUUCGGUUAAAACAAAAUAACUAACGACUGCACUUAAAAUUAGGUUACUAGUUGAGUAAUUGUAUUGUAA